GCCCUCCGCGGUUUGGGUUUCAGUGCGAGAGAGAGUGAAAGCGAGCUCGCGGGAGCGGCAAGAAAAAAAAAUAAUUAGGCCGUAAACAAAAAAAAACGUGAAAAUAUUCAAACUCAGACCGAGUGUAGAGUAAUAUUUAAUACAGAUAUUAUUUUUUUAUUUAGUAAUUCGUUAUUUUUGUGUGGUGUGUGUGUUUUUUUCUGAAGUUAUACAACCAUGCCCAGAGGAGGAAAGAAGUGUUACAAGGGAAGGGGGAAGCAGUUCACCAACCCGGAGGAGAUCGACCGUCAGAUGAGAGCACAGAGAGAGAAGGAGGAGAACGGUGGCAUCGAGGUGGAGAGCAAAUCAAGCUCGGAGGAAGAGAGCAGCGACGAGGAAGACCACGAUAAGAAGAAGAAAGGGGUGGAGGGGCUGAUCGAGAUCGAGAACCCCAACAGGGUCUCCCAGAAGAGCAAGAAAGUGACCGAGGUGGACCUGAACGCACCCAAAGAGCUGUCCCGCAGAGAGAGGGAGGAGAUUGAGAAGCAGCAGGCGAAGGAGCGUUACAUGAAGCUUCACCUGGAAGGAAAGACGGAUCAGGCACGGGCCGACCUGGCCAGACUGGCGCUCAUCAAGAAACAGCGUGAGGAAGCAGCGCGCAAGAGAGACGACCAGAAGAAGGCGAAAGAAGAAUCCACGACGAAAUCUAAGCGCUAGCCUCGUCUCUGACUGCUCCAGGGUUCGAGAAUUCAUCCGGACAGACAGACGGACGGCGACAACAGGAGCAGGGAAACCGAGGGAGAGGGAGAGGAGGGGGUCCGAAUCGGGAUCGCUGGAGCAAGUUGCUUUCUGUCUGUCUACAUGUUUUUAACAUUAAUCUAAAGGAAAAAAAAAAAACACGUCCUGCUGGCUUCACUGAAAAAUACAAAAAGACAGACGACCCCCGUGUUCUGUUAUCACCUCGAAGGCAAAACAUACAAUAAAUAAUUAUAAUAAACUCUAUUUGUUACCUAUUUUCAACACACACACAGAGAGACACAUACACCCCUGUAACAAUCCAUCUCCCUCCCUUCCUCUCUCAUUCUCUAAACCCCACCCCAUAAAUUUCCGUUACCCCCUCCCCUUCCGAAUUAAGCUGGUGACAGAUCAAAGUGCCCUCUGUUCUUGGUAACUCCUUACCCCUUUCUGCAGCUCGUUGACGCGCGAGAGACCACGUCAGCUUCUCUGAGAUUGUCACAACAGGGCUCGCUUAUUUACGACUUAGUUAACGCAUUUUUCCUGCUAGUUUAGUUGUUUUUUUUUCCCUAGUUUCAGGAGGGUGUAAACUGCAAGUCUGCCGGAGAAGGCACAGGCAGACUGAGCCUGUGUGGUCCUGAAACUCUACAGAGAACAUCUCUCAUCUUGACGUGACCCCAGAUUCUGGUUUUCCUGCAGUUUUGUGGUCGUAUUAAGGCAAUGGGAUGUCUAAGUUGCUAGUUCGGGAGGGAGGGGUGUUCAUUUCAAACGUUGGCUGCAAUCGAAAUGUCUAGACUGUGUGUCCCGGGCUUUUGCGCAGACUGCUUGAUAAAGUCGCUGUGUUGAAUUGCUUUAGAAAUAUCCUGUGAUUAAAAUGAGCAGGCUGGUGUUUUUCAUAGCCUUAAUAUAAACGAAAGGAGGAUCGGAAGGACUGUGUGUUUAAAAGUUCUAAUUCUGAAGGAAAUAAAACCCAAAUGCGAUUGGCCGUUCAAACUGAGUUGAAACGAGAUUCCAGUCCUAAACCUGGUCUCUCAAUAAAAUACAUUAUCGGAUCUCUUUUUAAGAGAAUUGUCUUGCUGGAGGGGGCGUGUCAUUUUUAAACUUGAAAUUCUAGCUCUGGGUUAAAUCGUAAGCUGCCAUGCUGAUAGUCCAACUGGCAACGCAGCGGCCUCUCUGGAGUGUUGUGGAGAGCUCAGAACGGUUAAUCUAGCGAUCGCUGUGGGGUCAGGUGAGAACAGCGGUUUAGAUUAGCGAGCUGUGAAAUGCUACAGUUGAGAAUGGAGUGUUUUUAUUUGGACUGUUUCUCAUUAAAUUUAGACAACUGACAGUUUUGGUGCUGGCUGGCUUGCUUGGAAGUGUUCUGCGCUCUUUGGAAAUGAUGUCCCUGUAAGUCAGGCAUCAUAGAGUCUGUAAUGAGGGGUGUUCUGGGAAAAUUUUUAGAUAUAAUUAAUUUUGCUUGAUUUAUUACCAUAAAUGUAUUUUUGUAUCUGACGCAUCAAAGUGAUCCACGGAGAAAGACAACUAAUGUUAACAACUUUUCCUGAUUUUUAGACCUUCCUAUAAUUAUUUAUAUUGCAUUGAAAACCUUUUUUUUUUACAUAGUCCCUCUCCUGUUGCAGUUCUGACUCCUCACCACCAGGUGGCAGCACUUCAUUAUUAAAACUGAUGCUCAAAUACAUUGCCCUCUUACACCUGUAAGAACGUAGCGGCUUUCUGUGGUUAAACCCAGGGCUGGGAAUCAGACUCCCGCUGCACAGCAGUGUGAUCCAGUCCUGGUUUCAUUAGGAGUUUAAUAAUAAGACACACCUGAGCUUGUUAGCUAGACACACUGGGGGCUGAUCAAGCUGGUAGCAGUAAAACCUGGAAUGGAUCACACUGCUGUGAGAUAGGAGUCCCCUUCCCUUUAUUUUUAUUUUGGGUAUCUGGGUGUGUGAGAUUAAACGCAUGGCUCUAUAUUUAAGAGACACUUAUUUUUCUUGAUAAUAUUUUUGUCUGCCUUCUACAUGAUGGUUCCCCUCCAAUCCUCUCAGUGUUGAAACGGCUAUUGUAAUCCCUUUGAUUUUUAAAUAUGUCUGUGACCUUUAUGAAUUGUACAAAAGCGAGAAAUUGAAAAUAAAAGAAUUGUAACAAUA
Molecule: messenger RNA, 2846 nt
Organism: Acipenser ruthenus (sterlet)
Lineage: Eukaryota; Metazoa; Chordata; Actinopteri; Acipenseriformes; Acipenseridae
Product: 28 kDa heat- and acid-stable phosphoprotein
Exons: 6
Coding region: 217-696 (159 amino acids)
Cellular component (GO): cytosol
Molecular function (GO): RNA binding
Source: RefSeq, a predicted model, not a curated record